Messenger RNA from Camelina sativa (false flax), 891 nucleotides. The record is from RefSeq and is a predicted model, not a curated record. NCBI's taxonomy places the organism in Eukaryota, Viridiplantae, Streptophyta, Magnoliopsida, Brassicales, Brassicaceae.
AUGUCAAGCAGAGGAUCCCCUGGUUGGUUCUCCGUCUUCUAUCUCGAUGCCAAGUAUAGGAGAGGAAGUUCUCUUCGUUUCGGUGGGGCGCAAGAAGCGCUACCGCAAGGUAGCGAGCUGAAUCAGACACACUAUAGUGGGAUAUCUCAACGGGUGCAGGAAAAAACAGAAGAAGUGGCUGUUCUACAAAUGUUAAGCUCCCCAUCUGUUGCUCUGGCCAGAGAGGAGAACAUUGCUUCUGACCAAUGGCAUAAGCUAAUGCUAGCUGAGGAGAAAUUCUUUAUGCAGAAAUCUCGCAUCCAGUGGUUGCACCUUGGGGACAAAAACUCAGCUUUUUCCAUAAAACGAUGUUCAGUCGCUCAGGCAGAAGGACUGCUACGGGAGGUAACAGCAGAGGAGAUUAGGGAGACUCUUUUCUCUAUGUCGUCGAAUAAGUCUCCAGGGCCUGAUGGGUACCCGGUUGAGUUCUUCAAGUCAUCCUGGUUUACGGUUGGUGUAGAUCUAACACUUGCAGUUCAAAAAUUCUUCAAGAAUGAUCGUUUACUGAAGGAUUUAAACACAACCAUCAUCACCCUCAUCCCUAAGAUUCCAGAAGCCUUUGCUCUUACUGACUUUCGUCCUAUUAGCUGUUGCAACCUGGUCUACAAAGUAAUCUCAAAGAUCCUCGCUAAGGGCUUAAAGCCAGUUCUUCAAGGUUGUAUAUCUCCAAACCAGGCAGCGUUUCUGAGUGGGCGCAGUCUUGCCCCAAGAGUGCUCUGCUUAAAGUGUCUUGCCCCAAUAGUGCUCUGCUUAAAGUGGACAUCAGGAAAGCUUUUGACUCCAUCUGCUAGGAUUUCAUCAUCAAGAUAUUGGAAGCUCAAGGUUUCCCCCCACUUUUUAGAGCCUGGAUAA